AUGAACGCGGGAACCGCCCACGGCGCCAAAUUCGAAGAGGCCGUCCAUGUAUCGCCCCUCGGCCAGAACCGCUACUCCGCAUUUCUACAGAGCGCCUUCUGUAUCGGCACAGUCCCUCAUGGUGGCUACACGAGCGCAGUCCUAUACCGCCUCGCGCUGGUACACUUCGCAUCCACCCACCCAGAUCUAUACAAAGGCGAACCGGCAACCCCGAUAUCCAUGCACCUGACCUUCCUAAGGCGCACAGCCGCAGGCCCCGUGAGAUUCCGCGUGCACGAUAUGAAACUAGGAAAGCGGACUAGUUCGAUCCAUGUUGAGCUUCUUCAGCCGAAAGACCAGUCUUCAUCGAGCGGGGCAAGCACCGACAAGGGCGAGGAAGGAAUGGAAGUGAAAGUCGCGGGCUAUAUCACCGUUAGCCCGGAUAGUGCAGAGGUUGGGGUAUCAGCGAAGACGGAAUGGGAGCUUGAGCCGAAGCCCGGUGCCGGGACUGCGAGUGACGGCGGGGUAAAUUUGCGCCAGCUCGGCGAGACAGGCCAGGACGGGGCAUGGACGAAGCUGGACUCGCCGUUUGCUGAGUUCCGGAAGGCGACGACGCAGGUUGAGAUCUUUGGUGUUGAUGGGGCACGAGGGAAGCGCAGGAAUGGGGUCGUGGAUCAGUGGGCUCGACUAAGGCCGGAGGGCGAGGUGACGAGGUGGAGCAAUGAGGGCGUCGUGUUUUUGACGGAUAUGUUUCCCAUGGCGUUGGAUGGGUUUGAUAACAUGGCGACUGGGGCAGAGUCGGAAUCUGGGGGUGCUGGCCCGACUGCGAAUUUCUGGUUUCCGACUGUCACGCUGAGCAUUGAUUUGAAGAAAAGGUUACCGGCAGCUGGAGAGGAGUGGCUGUAUAGUCGCGUUGUGACCAAAUCGGUGCGUGAUGGGAGGACGGAUCUGGAUGUUACUGUCCUGGAUGCGAAGGGCGAGAUUGUGGCAUUGAGUACGCAGAUUGGGUUGGUGGUGAGUGCGAGUCGGAAUAUUGGGAGGCGCGCCCGAAUUUAG
Aspergillus puulaauensis is the source of this 1035-nucleotide messenger RNA. Its product is annotated as thioesterase family protein. The record is from RefSeq and is a predicted model, not a curated record. NCBI's taxonomy places the organism in Eukaryota, Fungi, Ascomycota, Eurotiomycetes, Eurotiales, Aspergillaceae. The transcript is spliced from 2 exons. Bases 1 to 1035 code for a protein of 344 amino acids.